AUGAAGUGGAAACACGAGACGCAAGAGUAUGAAGACAACAUCGAAACACGAUGUGCAGUCACUGGUGAAGAUAAAUCGAAAGCCCUACGAAGCGUAAAAACCUCAUCUAACAGGCAACUUCUCAACACGUUGUGCAAAUUUGAAUGGGGUACGAAGGUGGAGGAAGUUACGGAGGAGCAAAUUGUUGAAGAGUUGAACAAGAUCCUAGGGAACGUCAUGAAUGACGCGAUCCUCGACGUCGAUUCGAUUUUCAACACUGAGUUGAAGAUGAACUUAAAGGAACGAGAUGUCAAAGCACGAUUGAUGAACUAUUUCAUGCGGUGCGAUGAAAUCAUCAUGCAAAACGGAAUGGCAGGUAUUUUUUCUACUGCAACGGGGAUCAAGAAAAAAUGCAAGAUCCUAGAGUUGCAUUUAAACCCUGCGGCGUUGCGCGAAUCCGCUGACUCUCACAUUCGCCUCGUAGAUCAAGUAGCAAAUCAGACCAAAAUACUUUGUACUUGUUGGUGA
Phytophthora nicotianae INRA-310 is the source of this 507-nucleotide messenger RNA. RefSeq lists its product as hypothetical. The record is from RefSeq and is a predicted model, not a curated record. Lineage: Eukaryota; Oomycota; Peronosporomycetes; Peronosporales; Peronosporaceae. The transcript has a single exon. Bases 1 to 507 code for a protein of 168 amino acids.